This is a messenger RNA of Gambusia affinis (western mosquitofish), 5400 nucleotides long. RefSeq lists its product as uncharacterized. NCBI's taxonomy places the organism in Eukaryota, Metazoa, Chordata, Actinopteri, Cyprinodontiformes, Poeciliidae. The transcript has 13 exons. The record is from RefSeq and is a predicted model, not a curated record. The coding region runs from base 2903 to 4717 and encodes 604 amino acids.
ACCUUUACAGGGACCAGGUGGUUUUACAGAAACAACAUGAAGUGUGUCGGCUGUCUGCAGUCGGACCUUCAGCUCCAGGCCUCAAACUCUGUUUACAUCAAACAGAAAUGAAACAAUCAGCUUCUGCUUCUCUUCUCACCGUACAGGUGAGAGCUUCUAUGAUUGUCCUGUAGGUGGCGGUAAAUACACUUGAAGUUGGUUUGCCAGCCGCCAGUAACACCCAGAAGAAGAUCAACACCGGUUCUGUAUUUCAUUUGAAACUGAUCUGCUUUGCUCGUUCAGAGUUUUGGGAUGAACUGAAGAUAAUCUGCAGCCGUUUCUCCAUCCCUCCUGGUUCUGGUUCUUCGUCUCUCCUGGCGGUUCUGUUCGGCCCGUUUGUUCUCAUCAUGUUUUAAAGAUGACGAAGACAGGAAAACCGGACUCUUACCGGGCUGGUGUUAUGCAGCUGUAUGCUCAGGGUAAGUUCAGGUUUCCCACCAGGAAGAGACCUGGAUCCAGAAGAUGGAAGUCUGUCAUCGAGCGGAUAGACGCAUGUCCACUGACUCCUGCCUUCAACCAAAAAGUCAGGACAAUCGACAUAUUUGGGAAAAAAAUCCCCUGCAAAUGUGGUUAUCAUACGUCAGCUGAUCAGGCAAAUACAACAGGGAUUGAAGCAGAAAGCACGCCAGGUGCAGGGAGCAGCACAGGUGUACCUAGGGCUACAGAAGAUCCAACCCCACAAAGCAGUUCAGCUUUAAAAACAGUUAAUCCUGAAAUGCACAGGAGCUCAAGCAUAGUCGAAGCUGCAGGAGAUCCAGCCACACAAAACAUUUCAAGUGUCGGCACAGUUCCAGCUGACCAGAGAGCGGAGAGGAGCUCAAGUUCAGGGAGCUGCCAACUUCCCACUAUGUCAGUCAGUGAAAGUCCAAUUCAGAUAAAGUGUGCAUUAUGUAAUGAAGGCAUAAACGUGGAACUAUUUUCUGAACAUUUAUCUGACUUUCAUGCAGAGCAAUGUUGUGAACAUUGUGGGAAAAAGGUCACGGGUGCUGUUGGUUUGCUUCAUCAUAUUGAAGAAGGUCAUGAUCGACCAGGACAAACAGGCCAAACAUCACCAUCUAUUCCAGACCAACAUCCAGCAUUUAAAUUACAACAUGGGAUAACAGCAACUUCACCCCGGAAACCAGUAAUACUUCCUGGGAAACCAGCAGCAUCUCCCCAGAAACCAGCACUUCAGCCACAACAGCGCCUUGCACCAGUGCAACACCCCCAAGCAACUCCUUCAGUUGCUCCUUCAGUUGCUCCUUCAGUUGCUCCUUCAGUUGCUCCUUCAUCUAUUCCCCACCUUAGGCCUCCGGAGGUGAAUUGGGUCAGCUUUCUUCCCAAGCAGUUGUUGCAGGUCAUCAAGCCAGCAGACCAGGAAUGGAUUGCCCAGUGCCUCUACAACCCUACUGGACAGUUUAAACAACAAUUCUCACAUAACUGGUUCCAUCCACCCCGUCUACCAAAGAUGAUGAAUGAACCUCCAGAUCCCCUGGUCUACUUUAGGCAGAGGAUGUUUUUAUGGGCACCAAUGCGGAUGUGGGGUAUUUCUCUGAAGUGUCAUCAAUGCAACACCAAGAUGCAUCACUCUGGGAUCUACACAAAGGUCAGAGAAGUUAUAGAUCUCGAUUCAAGAUAUUAUUUGAUUGGUUAUUUAUCCACGAUGCAGUAAAUGCAUGAUACCUGUUUGUCCAUGGAGCACAGAGGUGCUAAAUCAGUUAGAUCCUGCCCAUAGAAACAAGUUUCCAGCCAUUCUCACCACACAACUGGCUCUGGACAAAAGAUGUGUGACUUUGCUCAAACCACGCACUUUUGGAAAUAGCUCCAGUUAUGUACAACAAGCAUUAGAAGAACUGCAUAGUGAGGAGUGGGCAAAGCGCACUAUGGAUUAUCUGACUGACUGUGAGCUUCACAAGAAGAAGAGCGCCCUAACAAGUAUCCAUGAAGUGAUCUACCAGAAUCCACCAGAGUUUAGCCCCCUUCCACUUCACAGUGGUUUGAGACGGUGCAUGCCAAUGAAAUACUGUCUCACUUGUCUGAGAUGAAGGGUGUCAUCACCUCAACAUAUGGAAGGAUUUUAAAGCUUGAUUCAACCAAAAAGUUCACCAAGAAACUUGCUGGUGGAAUUUCUGAGACUGCAACCUGGAUGACAAACAUCACCAAUGAAUAUGGCCAGGUUCUGAACUGUGUGCUGACCACAGGGGAAGGAGCAGGUUGGAGGAACUGUGCCAAGGAAUUGUUAUGCGCUUCCAGAAUGCUGGGGAACCAGAGCCACAAGUCCUUUAUGUUGAUAGAGACUGAUGUAGUGAAUCAGGUGUGCCUCCGGUGCUUGAGUGGUUUCGACUUUGGAAAACUAAAGUGAGGCUUGACAUCUUUCAUUACAUGAGGCGAUUCACAACCGGUCUCACCACAGAACUUCAUCCUCUUUAUGGAACUUUCUGCUCCAAGUUGUCCUGCUGCAUUUUUGAAUGGGAUCGAGAUGAUGUCAGCUGCCUUAAAGAAGCAAAGAGGUCAGAGCUGAAGAAAAAAUAUGCUGGUCAUCCUCCCACAUUAAUUCCAGUGAGCUUGCUAAACAUUGCAGAGGAAGGACAAGAGGGGUAGAAGAAACCCGGAACCUCAUUCAGGAAUUAUUAAACUCCAUGUGGGAACUGACUGACACCUCAGGUCUCCGCCUGAUCAACCCUGAGAGCAUGACUCGUGUGGCAAAUGCAGCAGAAGCACCUGCCAUGCAUGCAAGAUCCACCUGGUGUUGAACUGUACACCAAGCUUCACUCGGCACAAAAGGGAGACAAAGAAGUUCAAACCUUCAGAUGCGGCAGGGGCUCGUCUUCAGUUGAAAGCUUUCAUCGACACCAGUGUUCCUUCAUACCAGGAUGGAGAAGCAAUGCCAUGCACACUCAAAUGUAUAUGGAACAUGAAAAGAGCCCAAGAAGCUUUAGAUACGAGUCACAGAUCCCACAGUAAACUCUGUGAUGUUCGUCUGAUGUCCAACCUCAACACUCUGAGCAACAAAGUGCUGGGUCAUGACCUCCUGCCAGAGUUUGUUCCCCCAGGCUGUCCCACAGAUGAGCGGAUUGCUGUGGAGUAUCUUCUCGCUCAGUCAGACAGCGGAGACCUCUUAGGUCCACAGCAGGACAACAAACUGGGAGUUAUUUUGCCAGAGGUGCCAGCUAACGUUCAGGAGGAGGACAGUCCUGAUGUCACCAUCAGUGACGUCACUGACAUGCUCUCAGAGAGCCUCCACGACAUGCUACAGUGUGAAUGCCAGUUGGAAAUGCCAUCCUCUAACAUUGAUUUUCUCCAGGUAGAGUCUUCUCCCAUGUCAUCUGAGGAAACCAGUAUCGACUCAAGUCCUGCCUCUCCCACUCAUGCUGCUGCGUCACCCAGAGGUCAGCUUACUGGUGACCUCUCCUUUAGUGGACCAAGUAGCUCUUCCCAGGUGGACCAAAUAUCCCAGGAGACCCGGUGUGACUACAGAGGUUUUCCUGGGUGGGAGGCAGUUGACAGCUUGGCAGAGAACCUUUUGAGCCUCAACAGAACAAUAACUGCGUUGUCAACAACAGAGGUGGAAAAUGUGUUGCAGCUGUAUUCUAACCUGCAUGCUAUGGACAAGCAGCCUGUUAAAUACACCUUAAAAAACAAGAAGAGCACAUUACCAGGACCUUGGAGGGCUUCCCGGAAACGAAGUGGCUCUGCACCUGGUCAGCAAGCAGCUGAAAGACUCUUCAUGACCCAUGGCCAGGCUGCCCAGAGACCCAGAGCCUCUGAGUGCAUUUGCUUCAAGCUGUUCAAAGAAUAUCAGCAAGCAAGAAACCGGCCAAAAGACAGCAAGGGGAAGGUUUUACCCGUCCCGCAGUCUAUUAUCCAAACGUACUGUCACAUUAAACAAUUACUUGAGGACUCCAGGCCCAUACAGGACCAGACCAACUUGUUGUUGGUCACCAUCAACAAUACCACUGUGUGUGCUUGGCUACACGAGCGGCAGAAGAGAACCGACAGGGACGCUCUUCUCCAAGGUGUGAAUCUUCCUCCGAAGGUGUCCGUGGCUGACGCCUCCUUCCCAGAAGCGAGACAGUUCCCCUCCCUUCCUGUGGAACAUGGACAUACAAGCAUGGAGUUUAAAGAACCUGAAAACAGAGAAGGCGAGGCCCUGAUCCGUCAACGGGUUGGCGGUAAAGCUGGCUCCGCACAGCAAUGUCCUCCCUCAUACCAGCCAGGUCUCUUUUCACAGGCCGCAGUUCCUCCCAGCUUCCUGUAUCCACAGACUGACCAGCCACCAUCAUCUGCUUGGUCCUACUGUGAGCAGAACCAGAUGCCACAAGCCCCAUCCGCUUCUUUGGGUUUCGGCUUCGGUCCACCAGCUUCAGUUUUGACCUCAUUUGGACAAGGACAGUUCCCACCCCUUCCAUCUUCUCUGGCUCCAAUGUAUCGGUACUAUACACCACCACUUCACUCAUCCAUCCCAGCAGCUGCUGCUGGUUCAGCAUCAUCAUCACCAUCAGAUCAGACUCCAGCCAACAUGAAUCGCUACAGGAAGUGGAGACAGAAUAGGGCAGAAUUAGAAGACCAGGAACGCCUGGCAAGAGGGGAGCCUCCCAGAAAGCGCCAAUGGAAGCAGGACUACCACUAUCAGUGUUCAGUUUGUGGUCAGGCGAAAAACAAAAGCACUGGCCACACACAGAUUAAGGGAAAACGGUAAUGUCCAGCCUCUGGACAGACUGUUUUGGAAUGGAAAGAGUGUCUUGGGAAGCAGCGAUUGAAAGAUUUUCUUUUUAGUUUUCAUCUUUAAAUAUAAUCUCACCAUUUGUGUUUUAAAGCCCAGAAUUGUUUAUAAAGUCCAAAAGGACGACUGCCAUGUUAUGAGGGCUUAUCAAUAAGUGGAUUGGUCUUUAUUCCUCUUUGUCCACUUUCAGUGAAAUAACUAAUUAUGUUGCUGAAAUUUGUCGUCAAACUAAAUCUGUGUUAUUCUGUGUUUAGUUACAGAAAAAUGACAUCAAGCUUUGUUGAUAUAUACACUAAAAUACAUUUAGGUCUUUCUACCUAUUUUUAUAAUAUUUUUUUCUGUAAAAAAUUGUGUUUUUUUGUGAGUUUCCAGUUUUCAGGGGAUUGAAAUUUAAGCAUUUGGUUUUAUUUGUGCUAAAUGUGGAGCUAUUUUUAUCAGUGCAUGUGAUGUUGCAUGCAAUGCAAGAAUACUGACUGGCUUGGCUCACUGAUAGUUUUAUGUUCUAUAUUUAAAAUAUCUUUUGUUCUCUAUUGUUCUCUCUGUUACUAUUUGUAUGUUUUUAGUGAGCUUCUAGGCGCUGCUUUAUACAUGUCGACAUACAUUGUUAGUUCUCUGUGAUUGUAGUUGUGUAAGAGUGAAUAAAUGUCACCGAUCAUUUA